AUCGAAUCCGCAACCUUCUGGUGCACGGGAAGACACUCCAACCAACCGAGCCACCCAACCAGGGCAACCUAUAAUAUACUUUAGAUCGAAUUAAUGUUAUCAAUGUUCCAAGGCUCUUGACAAAGUUGAAAAACAGACAUGCAUUUGUUUUCUUCAUUCAGCCACCUAACAGCUGCCCGUUUUUCAGGUGACCUAGAACCCCGAUGGCAAACUUCAAGGGCCACGCUCUCCCCGGGAGUUUCUUCUUGGUCAUUGGCCUGUGGUGGUCAGUGAAGUACCCACUGAAGUAUUUUCAUCAGAAGGGAAAAAGGAGCCAACUGACUAAUUGUUAUGAGCGUCUCGAGAUCAUUGAGGCCGCGAUCAGAACUUUACUUCCAGUCAUUGGGAUCCUGGCAGAGCAGUUUGUUCCAGAUGGGCCCCACCUCCACCUGUACUCUGAAAACCAGUGGAUAAAGUUAAUGAACUGGCAGCACAGCACCAUGUAUCUAUUCUUUGCGAUCUCAGGAAUCACUGAUAUGCUCACCUAUCUCGUCAGUCACGUUCCCCUGGGGGUCGACAGACUGGUUAUGGCUGUGGCAGCAUUCAACGAAGGUUUCCUCUUCUACCACCAUGUGCAUAACCGGCCACCGCUGGACCAGUUCAUCCACUCGCUCCUGCUGUGCGCCGUGUUUGGAGGGGCGAUCAGUAUCUUCUUGGAGGUGAUCCUUCGAGACAAUAUUGUGCUGGAGCUUUUCCGAACCACACUCGUUCUUCUCCAAGGCACCUGGUUCUGGCAGAUUGGGUUUGUGCUGUUCCCGCCCUUUGGAACACCCAAGUGGGACCAGGAGGACCAUGCAAACCUCACAUUCAUCACCAUGUGCUUCUGCUGGCACUACCUGGCCGCACUCUGCAUCGUGGCCGUCAACUAUGCUCUCGUUCACUGCCUUCUGAUCCGGUUAAAGAGGCACAGAGGAGAAGAGAUCAUUGGGAUUCAGAAGCUGACGUCAGACCCCACAUAUCAGAAGGCCCUCCUGAAUGGCUCAGACGAGGAAUGAAGAGAGGCCGUGGGUCAUAAACGGGGUGGACAUGUCCCUCUGAGCACGAACAGCUAGAGUUCUCCAGGUGUGGCCCAUCUCAGCGCUUGCUUUGGUCUGCCCCUAAGGUCCUAUGUAUUUGCACCUUCUCAUUUAACUGGCUAACGGCUUGUCGGUGUGGCAUCCUUCAGAAAGGAAAAGGAAGCCAGCCUGUGUGUCUAAGUGAACAGAAAUUAGAACAGGAAGUAGCCCCAUCGAUGAAUUCAGGAUAUGAAUCCAGCAAAACUCACCGCUUUUGAUAGCGUAGCCCUUUCCCGCUCAAGAAAGCAGGUACUUUCUUAUUGGAAAGUGAAUGAGUCUGUAUUUUAGAGGUGCAAUUCUAGUGUUUUUAAAGGAGUAAUUCACAAGCUUUGGUAUUUUACUUGCUACUUGUUAAACGUUUAUCUCCUAACUAAUCACGAUAUUCAAAGUACAGCAAUACCACUGUUGAUAAGUGACAAAGUUGGGCCAACGGUGACUUUUAUUUUUUAAGUCAGGAAGCUAGUUAGUGGCCCAGCUGAGAGCUGGAACUCAGAUGUUCUGACUCCUUGAAAGUACCCUCGUAAGGGGAUUCUGACAGGAAAUCAGUGUAACCAGGUAGGGAGAAAAAUGCCAGGCUAUCGAAGGCCCUGACUUUAAAUGUGGCUGAAAGCAAAGGAGAGGAAUCCUGCAAAGGACCUGAAACUUGAACUAGUAAUUACAAAUCUUAAUACUCUGGUCUUGGUUCUGGUUCUUUUUUCUUUUUUUUAACUUCCUUCAACAACUAUUUAUUAAACAUCUAUUUUGCACCAGCA
This is a messenger RNA of Miniopterus natalensis, 1846 nucleotides long. It is a transcript of the gene TMEM45B, whose product is annotated as transmembrane protein 45B. NCBI's taxonomy places the organism in Eukaryota, Metazoa, Chordata, Mammalia, Chiroptera, Miniopteridae. The record is from RefSeq and is a predicted model, not a curated record.